Molecule: messenger RNA, 1122 nt
Organism: Nakaseomyces glabratus
Lineage: Eukaryota; Fungi; Ascomycota; Saccharomycetes; Saccharomycetales; Saccharomycetaceae
Gene: FUN19
Product: Fun19p
Molecular function (GO): protein binding
Source: RefSeq, a predicted model, not a curated record
AUGGUUUUACAAUCGCCUCAGCUUGAACAAGCUGAACUAUACUCUAAAACUCCACAUGCAGAGCGCAACUGCUCUAUAGACUCUAUCCUCAACAAUUCUUCUGACAGCUUCAACAUCCCUUCGCCUCCGCUAUCGCCGCUGGCUGCGUCCGUGCCCACCCGCCACAGGAGGAACCUGUCGAUCGACAGCCUGGACUUGAACCAGCCACAGGGCAUCCAGACUAUAGACCUCGACUCGCAGGACGCUAAGAAGCUCAGAGACGACAUCUACGAGUACUUGACGCAGUACAGGAUGAUGGAGGGCUUGAAGAAGAGGUGGGAGGCGCCCAGCCCAGCUGCGUACCGCCACUACCACUACAAUAGCGGUCUCGAGGCGUCACCGCAGAGACCAGUAAGGAGAACGAGGGAGAUGUCCCCACCAAGGUCAUACGCAGUGCCCGUGUACAACACCAGAGUCGGCCCACAGCCCCAAGGUGUUUCCCUAGGGAACAACAACUUCUUCUACAACACUAGAUACCACCACUACACCCAGCUGCCACCAAUUUCCCAGAUCACAGGCCAGUCUGUAUUGGCUAAGCCUAAGAGCGUGACAAAGCGCCACUUCGCCAGUCCCCCAAACUCGCCACCUAAGAAGAGGAAGACAGAAAGAUCGCCCACAAGCUCGCAGUUCCAGCAACACCACAACCCAAACCCAAACAUUGUUUCCAUAAAGGCCGUUGCUAGUGUGCCACAGUACGUUCCGGGCAUUUCCUGGGAGCAACUGCCAGACUACUCCCCACCACUAUCUACUUUGCCCGACAACAAGUUAUGUCUACGCAUAGAAUGGAAGGGCAACCCAAUGGACCUGUCGGUUGACCCACUAAGAUCGAAACUGCAUCCAGCAGAGAUCGUGCUCGCAUCCAUCCUAAGAUUGCCUUGCGACUUAUACUUGGACUCAAAGAAGAGAUUGUUCUUGGAAAAAGUCUACAAGUUGAAGAAAGGCAUGCCAUUCAGAAAGACAGACGCACAGAAGGCAUGCAAGAUAGACGUCAACAAGGCAUCGAGGCUGUUUACAGCAUUCGAAAAAGUAGGCUGGCUGGAAGAUCACCAUUUCCAAAAGUACCUGAACGAUAUCCAAUUAUAA